CUACAGGUUCCUGUUGCAUGUAAAUCAUGUCCCUGUGGUUACAUAUUUAUUAGCAGAAAACUUUUAAAUGCGAAACACCCAGAAAAAUCACCAUCUUCUAUAGAAAACAAGCAUGAGGCCAAGAGGAGGCGAACAGAGAGAGUUAGGAGAGAGAAGAUAAAUUCUACAGUAAAUAAGGACUUAGAAAACAGAAAGAGGUCUCGAAGUAACAGCCAUUCAGAUCAUAUCAGACGAGGAAGAGGAAGACCUAAAAGUGCAUCUGCCAAAAAACAUGAGGAAGAAAGAGAGAAACAGGAAAAGGAAAUUGACAUCUAUGCUAACCUCUCUGAUGAAAAGGCUUUCGUGUUUUCAGUCGCCUUGGCAGAAAUAAAUAGAAAAAUUAUUAAUCAAAGACUUAUUCUCUGAUAUUUGUCGCAAAAUGUGUUGAAACUUUCUUCAGGAUUACAUCAGCAAAUUCUCAAGCAGUUAUGGACUCUCAGGAGUAUUCUGACUACAUCAAUAAGGGCAAUUGAUUGUUUUUUGUUUUUUGUUUUUUGUUUUUUGUUUUUUUUCCCUGUCAUUUAGCCUGUGCCACACUUUGGGAGCAAAGCUGUAGGCUUGGACUGUACUGGGAUUUUAUUUCCUUGUUUAUCAAGGAGUAUUGUCAGUGUUUUGUGUUUGGAAUGUGGUGUAUUUACCCUUCCCUCCUUCCCCCCAGAAAGCUGGAUGGCUGUUAAAGGAUAAAGGGGUAGGGUUGAUAUUGGAAGUAUGAAAACUAGAGAAGUAAAAUGCUUGAUAGUUUGCAGGUUUGCCACCAGAGAUGCAAUAUUUUAAAUAUUUUGAGAAAGAGUGACUUUUAAAGAUAUAUAUUUCAGAUUUUCAGCACUAACAGUGCAUAUUUGCAGUUCAUUUAAUAAAUUGGCAAUUGAUAUUUUAUUGAAUAGGGAAUUAAGACUAUAAACUGUAAAUUUUGUCUUAAAUUGAUUUUUUUUCUUGGCCUUUAUUUUUAUGGCUUAAUGUGUGAAUUAUAUUUUAGAAGAUACCUUCUAGACAGUUUGGAACUUUGGGUGCUAUAUGAAGAAAAACAUUUAAGGAUAUAUCAUACUUCAGAUAUAAACACCUGUUUUCUUGAAUGUAAUUUAUUUAUUGGUUUAAAAAAAAUACUUUUUUGCUCUCAAGAUGGUGCCUGUUAACCUAAACAUAAAAUAUAUUUAUUACAUGCGAAAUAUUUCUUAGCAACUUUUAAGCAGUAAUGUUCUUUCUGAAUGGAUGUUCAUUUAUACAUCCUGAAAAUUAUUUAAAUUGUUACUUAACCUCACUCUGGAGGAAAAAAUAAACCUUAAUAUUGAAAUUAAUAGAUUAAUAGUGUGGUAUAAGCUUUUUGUUCUAGUGAAGUUUGUGAAAUAUAUUUAAAUUAUUAAUUUUCUAGUGUUGAAUGGUAAUUGUUUAUAGUUGAUUUCUUUUAUACUAAAUGCUUUUGCAUUUUUGUGUAUUGAUUUAAUGCUCAAUAUAUUUAAACUUGAUAAUGACUUUACUUAUUUUAAGUCAACUAUGGCGCCUGCCCUUCCCAGCUCCACCACCCCCGCCAAAAUCUGUUUGGAAGUCCUAAAGCCUUAUUAGGGGAAGUAGACGUCAGUUAGACUUAGUCCUUACUUCAGAGAAUUUUCCUUUCAGUUUCAACAACAAAAUUGUCAGCUUCAGCCUACAUCUCCCAUCACUUCCUGGAAGAAAAAAAGCUUUAUUAUAUUUUUUCUACUUUAUUUAAAUGGUAGCCAGCAGAGGGAGCUUAAGAGGUACUCUAGGUGAAAUGUAGAAUUUUCCUAAGAAUUCCUUUUCCCUCCAUCCCCAUUAUUUACCUGCAAGUACUACUACAAUUAUCUUGUAUGCAUUUUAAAGCCCUAGUAAUAAAGUUUAUUCCCAAGAAUGUUAAUGUGAUUUUUGUCUUUGAAAUAUAAGAAAACUAUUUUCAUUUUGAGGGGAAAAAAGUAAAAAUGAUUAUUAUCUAAAAAUGCUUGUGAACAUAUAUACAGGCAUACCUACAAUAAAGCAAAUAAUCACAA
Vicugna pacos (alpaca) is the source of this 2039-nucleotide messenger RNA. The record is from RefSeq and is a predicted model, not a curated record. NCBI's taxonomy places the organism in Eukaryota, Metazoa, Chordata, Mammalia, Artiodactyla, Camelidae.